Alternaria infectoria is the source of this 1104-nucleotide messenger RNA. RefSeq lists its product as uncharacterized. NCBI's taxonomy places the organism in Eukaryota, Fungi, Ascomycota, Dothideomycetes, Pleosporales, Pleosporaceae. The coding region runs from base 1 to 1104 and encodes 367 amino acids. The record is from RefSeq and is a predicted model, not a curated record. Gene Ontology annotation, molecular function: L-iditol 2-dehydrogenase (NAD+) activity; zinc ion binding. Gene Ontology annotation, biological process: D-sorbitol catabolic process. The transcript is spliced from 3 exons.
AUGUCUUCCGUAACCACCGUUGAGAAGAACCCGGCCUUCGUCCUUCGUGCAAUCAAGGAUGUCGCAUUUGAGGACCGCGAAGUACCAAAGCUACGCGACGAGCAUGAAGUCCGCGUCCAUGUUGCGCAGACAGGAAUAUGCGGCAGCGAUGUACACUACUGGCAGCGCGGCCGCAUCGGCGACUUCGUCCUGAACAGCCCAAUCAUCCUUGGGCAUGAGAGUUCUGGGACAGUCGUAGAGGUUGGCUCAGCCGUCAAGAACCUCCAAGUGGGAGAUCGCGUCGCCAUUGAACCUGGUGUGCCUUGCAGACGAUGCGACUACUGCCGAUCUGGCUCCUACAACCUUUGUAACGAUACCAUCUUUGCCGCCACGCCACCUUGGGAUGGAACACUUGCAAAGUACUACACUGUUGCCAGUGAUUACUGUUACAAGAUUCCCGACCACAUGAACAUGGAAGAAGCAGCAAUGGUCGAGCCAGUCUCCGUCGCAGUCCAGAUCUGUAAGGUUGCGGAUUUGCGCGCGAACCAGACGGUGGUCGUCUUCGGCGCGGGGCCCAUCGGAGUACUGUCGCAGGCAGUCGCAAAAGCUUCAGGCGCGAAGAAAGUCAUUGCUGUCGACAUCUCCCAGGCAAGACUGGAUUUUGCCAAAGCAUAUGCGGCAGAUGGCGUGUUUCUACCUCCGAGAGCAAAGGAAGGAGCUGACCCCGUCGCGCAUUCGGAGAGUAUCGCUGCGGCCAUCAAAGAGCAAUUCAAUCUGGGCGAGGGUGCAGACAUCGUCCUGGAAUGCACAGGUGCCGAACCGUGUAUACAGGCCGGCAUCAACGUGGCGAAGAAGGGCGGCACCUAUGUCCAGGCGGGGAUGGGCAGGGAAAACGUUGUUUUCCCCAUCACGACGGCUUGUAUCCGUGCUUUGACCAUCAAGGGCUCAAUCCGCUACUCGGUUGGCUGCUACCCCAAUGCGAUAGACUUGGUGGCCUCAGGCAAGGUGGAUGUGAAGAAACUCAUCACGAACAGGUUCAAGUUCGAGGAUGCCGAGAAAGCUUUCGAGCUAGUGAAGGCUGCGCAGGAGGGCGUUUUCAAGGUCAUCAUAGAGGGCGUGCAAUAA